Olea europaea var. sylvestris is the source of this 1830-nucleotide messenger RNA. RefSeq names its product poly(U)-specific endoribonuclease-B-like. Lineage: Eukaryota; Viridiplantae; Streptophyta; Magnoliopsida; Lamiales; Oleaceae. Gene Ontology annotation, molecular function: RNA endonuclease activity. The record is from RefSeq and is a predicted model, not a curated record. The transcript has 9 exons. Bases 111 to 1415 code for a protein of 434 amino acids.
AUCUUAUCUUUAUCCAAUUCCAGUGCCACUAUAAAUAAUUUUCAACGCCUUCUCAGUUCCACGCUCGCCCUCUCUGUAAAUCGCACAUAUACAAAUUUAUAUACACUGAAAUGGACGAUCUGGUGAAGGGUUUAAUCAAUGUGGCGUUCGGUCAAGGAGAAGAAGAUGACAGGAAUCGCGAUGAACGGUCAAGAUCCACAUGGGCUCAGGUUGUGUCUGGAGAACAUGAUGAUCAUGAUGAGUCCAUCUCCAGCAGUGAUCGUCACAAUAGACAUGGGUACAAUAGACAGGAGGAGGAGGAGGAGAGAAAUGAGGAAUGGAGAUCUGGUGAAUCGCGGCCUACAAUGAGACCCCCAAAGGCUGUGCAUCAGGAUUAUGAUAGAGAUGAUGACAGAAGGCAAGAUAAUUAUAACCAAGUCAAUUGGAACCAAAAGGAGGGAAAGGAGGCUGAUGAUGGUUGGGAGACAGUAGGCAAAAAGCCUGUGAAACAGCAUUAUAAGGCACACAAGGAUCAGUGGAAGAAUUAUAAACGUCCCCUUGAUGAGCAAGACUAUUCUAGUGAGGUUAAGUAUGAUUUUGGCAUUGAACCUUCUGGAGAAGAGCUUAAUGAUCUCUCAAAAGCUCUUAACAAACUCUGGGAACUUGACUUAAACCGCUUGGUACCUGGCAAGGACUAUCAGAUUGAUUGUGGUGAAGGGAAGAAGGUUUACCAGAAGGAAGAUAUGGCAGAAGGGAGCCUGUUUUCCUGGUUGAGUGAAGAAAUAUUUAUGAGGCCCACCUUUGCACGUUUCUGCUCUCUUCUGGACAACUAUAAUCCACAUGAAGGGUAUAAAGAAAAUGUAACACCUGAAGAGAGACAAGAGCAAGCAGCAUUUAUCGAAGAGAUCAGUAGAACUGCACCAAUCAAAUAUCUCCACAGAUAUCUUUCUUCCAAGGGCAUUGUAUCUGAGAAUUAUCAAGAUUUUAAGAGGAUGAUGACAAGCCUCUGGUUUGAUCUUUAUGGUCGAGGUGGUACAUCCGGUUCUUCUUCUGCUUUCGAACAUGUUUUUGUUGGAGAAAUCAAGCAACAUGGAGAACAAGAAGUUUCAGGAUUUCAUAACUGGCUUCAGUUCUAUUUGGAAGAGGCAAAGGGGAGGGUGAAUUAUCAAGGAUACAUUCUUCCGCGGAGGCAUGGGUCAAUUCCUGACACGGAGACACAGUUACUUACAAUUCAGUUUGAAUGGGAUGGUGUUCUGAAGUCAGUCUCAAGCACUUUGAUUGGAGUGAGCCCUGAGUUUGAAGUUGCAAUCUAUACCCUAUGUUUCUAUUUGGGGAGGGAAGAAAACCAUGUUGAACUUGGCCCGUACCCUGUAAAUAUCAAGUGCUAUCGUCUUGGAAACAAGAUUGGAUCUGCUUUUCCAGUUGCAGAUUGUUAAAUUUGUGCCUCAAUGGUGGCUGCUGUUUUAGGAUGAGAUGCAGAUUGCUCAGGGAUGAGUGCAGACUAAGGUUGAGGUGAAGGAUGCUCGAGAUCACCAAUAUGUAAAUUGAUAGAGGUCGAGGUGAAGGUUGCUAGAUUUCGAGGUGAAAACCAGAGGCCUCAAGAUUUGAGCGAAGUGUACUCAAGGAUCUUUGUACCUUAUGUAAAUGGUGUUUGAUGACCUAUGACAUUGAUGGGUGACACGUGGCAUGCAUCAAUGAAGACAAUGUCGAGAAUGGCCUAGAGGGUUUGUAAAGGCCCCCGAGCCCCCUAGUUUAAGUUUUACCCCCGAGCUCCUUUUUGUAACAAAAAAAUGGCUAUGUAAAAGUUUCAAGUUUAUGAAUGAGAAUUUUGUCAGACCAUAUUGUCUUUUA